Molecule: messenger RNA, 1760 nt
Organism: Panicum virgatum (switchgrass)
Lineage: Eukaryota; Viridiplantae; Streptophyta; Magnoliopsida; Poales; Poaceae
Exons: 3
Coding region: 192-1307 (371 amino acids)
Source: RefSeq, a predicted model, not a curated record
CUUCUUCUUAAGAAGGCUGUGCUUGGCCCUCCUCCUUCCGCCCUCCCAUCACAACCGCCUCCACAACAACAAGGGAUCGGACAGCAAGGGGUGGAUCGAUCGAUCGACCGAGCCCCGCGCCACCAGGCCACCACCAACAUAACCGGCUGCUGGUACUGGUAGAGACCAGUAGGAAGGGCGGCCAGGCCAGCAUGAAGGGCGGCGACGUGAGCAGCAUUAGCCCGCUGGUCUCCUUCGUCCUCGGCGCCGCCAUGGCCACCGUCUGCGUCCUCUUCUUCAUGUCCGCCAGCCCCACACGCCGCCUCGCCGACAUCUCCGCCUUCUCCUCCGGAAACGCCACCAGCAGCGACCUCCGCCUCGCCUCCUCCGACUCCGACAACGGGGUGGUCGCCGACGGCGACGCCGAGGUCACCGCCACCCCCGCGCCGGCGCCGGCGCCGGUCCAGGCGGCGUCGCCGUGGGGCGACCUUGAUGAGGUGCUCCGGCGCGCGGCGACCAAGGACCGGACGGUGAUCAUGACGCAGAUCAACGCGGCGUGGACGCGCCCGGGCUCCCUGCUGGACCUCUUCUUCGAGAGCUUCCGCGGCGGGGAGGGCGGCGUGGCGCGGCUGCUGGAGCACCUGGUGAUCGUGACCAUGGACCCGGCCGCGUACCAGGGCUGCCAGGCCGUGCACCGCCACUGCUACUUCCUCCGCACCUCCAACGGCGUCGACUACCGCUCCGAGAAGAUGUUCAUGAGCAAGGACUACCUCGAGAUGAUGUGGGGCCGCAACCGCUUCCAGCAGACCGUCCUCGAGCUAGGAUACAACUUCCUCUUCACGGACGUUGACGUGAUGUGGUUCCGUGACCCUUUCCGCCACAUCUCCAUGGCGGCGGACAUCGCCAUUUCCAGCGACGUGUACAUGGGCGACCCCUACAGCCUGCGCAACUUCCCCAACGGCGGCUUCCUCUUCGUGCGGUCGUCGGCCAAGACCAUCGACUUCUACCGCGCGUGGCAGCAGGGGCGGUGGCGCUUCUUCGGGAAGCACGAGCAGGACGUGUUCAACCUCAUCAAGCACGACAUGGCCGCCAAGCUCGACCUCGCCAUCCAGUUCCUCGACACCACCUACAUCAGCGGCUUCUGCCAGCUCAGCAAGGACCUCAACAAGAUCUGCACGCUCCACGCCAACUGCUGCGUCGGCCUCGGCGCCAAGCUCCACGACCUCCGGGGGGUCCUCGACGUCUGGAGGAACUACACAGCCGGCACGCCCCAAGACCGACGCGCCGGCAAGUUCCAAUGGAAGCUCCCAGGAAUCUGCAUCCACUGAAUAUCAGAUCGAUCGAUCUCAUCCUUUGCUAGCUAGCUACCUAGGAAUAUUUCUAGGUCCGAUCGAUGUGGUAAUCCAUUAUUCGUUUCGAUCGAGAUCGGCCGCGCCGGCCGGUGCACUACGUACGAUUGUGCACGGCGAUGCCGGCCAGCAGCUAGCGCAUGAAUUCAGGUGGCUGCCUGGCUUCUUGCAUUGUCCAUUCUUUCUCUGCUGCUUCUUAUUUCUUUGAGUUUAUAUAAUUUAUUGAGGAGAUUUCUUCAAGCCAUCGGAGCUGCUGGGUAGCUAGGUUUCAUUCUUUUGAUUUCUGAUGAUGAAAGGCAGGCUAGAGGUAGAACCGAGACAUAUGUACUGUUAAGUUAUACUGCUGCUGCACCCUCCUUAUUAAUUAUUAUGUAUGUAUGACUGUAAUGUACCCAACACAGGUUAAUUAUAUACAAUAUUAAUUAUAUAUAU